CUCAUUGGCUCCGCCCUACGGACACGCAUCUCUGCUCGCUGUAUUUAAUGUUGCCUACUCCGUCGUAGCAGCAGUUCUAGCUAGCUACGUGAGUCGAAACAACAGCUGGUCGCCACACUGUAGAUGGCAACAACAGACACUUCGCUGGUUAAAAGGAAUCGAGAAGAAAGUCGCGUCGUUUGUUCUUGCAAAUGCGAUAGGCGCGAUGUGAGCACACAGACCGAUACCAAAGUACGAGGUCAUGGACCCCGACUUUCCAAAGUCAAUCUGUUCACCCUGCUGAGCCUUUGGAUGGAACUUUUCCCCAGGAAUAAACCCCAACUGAAAAAUGCAACCGCACAACCACGAGUCACGGGUCUGGUGGUGGUCCAGGACCGCAACGUGAUUGGCCUGCACUGCUCCAGUGCCGAGCUGCACGUGGGCCAGGUGGCGGUCAUCAAACAUGGCCGGAGGCUGAAGGGCUGUGACCUGUAUUUCUCCAGGAAGCCCUGCGCCACCUGUCUGAAGAUGAUCGUCAACGCCGGUGUGAACCGGGUGUCCUACUGGCCCGGCGACCCCGAGCUCAGCCUGCUGUUGCUUAGCGACGACGGCGGCGGCGGCGGCGGCGGCAAGAGCGGCGCGGCCGACGGGCAGGCGCGGGCCGUCCCCGACGACGCCGAGCUGGACGCCAAGGCGGCCGAGCGCCUGAAGUCCAACAGCCGCACGCACGUGUGCGUGCUGCUGCAGCCGCUGCCCGGGGACAUGCAGCAGUUCGCGGCCGAGACGUCGGCCGGCGGCGACUUCCUGGAGCGCGUGGCGGAGGACGGCGGCGGGCUGGACGUGGCGGAGCUGUUCGCCGCCCAGCGCGAGCGGCGCCUGGAGGACCUCACCGCCGCCUUCUUCGUCCCGGACAAGGGCCUGCACCGGGGCGUCCUGCGGCGGAUGGGCCUGGAGACCUUCUGCACGGAGCCCUCCUUCAGCAACCUGCGGCAGCACAUGCGGGACCUGAUCGGGGUGCUGGCCUCGGUCGCCUCCAGCGUCCCGGACCCCCGGAUGGGGUACGGCUUCCACGCGCAGGACCGCGCGGAAGGGCCCGGGCUGGGGCUACCCCAGGACGUCUCCCGGCACUGCAUCGUACAGGCCCGGCUGCUGGCCUACAGGACGGAGGACCCGAAAGUUGGAGUGGGUGCUGUGAUCUGGGCCGAAGGGAAGUCUGAUCGCUGUGACGGGACGGGGCGCAUGUACCUGGUGGGGUGCGGCUACAACGCCUAUCCAGCGGGUUCGGAGUACGCCGAGUUCCCCCAGAUGGACACCACGCAGGAGGACCGUCAGAACAGGAAGUACAGAUACAUCCUCCACGCGGAGCAGAGCGCGCUCAUAUUCAGGUGUGCAGAGAUCAAGGAGGACGAGAACACGAUGCUGUUCGUCACAAAAUGUCCGUGCGACGAGUGUGUCCCCCUGAUAGUGGCCGCUGGAAUCAAACAGGUGUACACCACGGACCUGGACAGCGGCAAAGACAAACACGACAUCUCCUACCUCAAGUUUGAUCGCCUCCAGGGGGUGCAGAAAUUCGUAUGGCAAAGAAAUACGCAAGCUGGAGAUGUUUCAGAACUACCCAAACAUCCGUUAUCAAAUGGUUGUGUCCGGAACUGUGAGACUACUGCUGAAGAGGGUCACUGCACUAAGAAACCUCGCUUUUAAAGGAAUGGUGAGCAGGCUCCAGGAAGAUUGUGGAGGGGGGGGGGGGGUCAGCGGUUUCCUGGUUAGUGCUCCUGACCCCCCUGUGCAUUUAAAAAUAAAUAAAUAAAGAAUAGAACUUACCUCCUUCCAUGAAGAAUAUUCCCAAUCACAGAAGAGAGCUGGAGAGAGGAGAGGAAGAGACUGUGAACACAAGAGGGGCUCCGGUCUAACUGCCUGCUGAGGACCACCUGUGUGCGAUUGGGGAUCCAUUCAUACACUAAACCUGAUAUCUGUGCUGUCCAGUUUCUUCCAUAGUACGUUUUAUUUUGAGCAUGGCUGAGUGAAAGGUACAUAACGGUGUUUUAAUAUAAUUUUAAAAGUGUGUGGAAAAUGUGAUUAUGUAAAAGUAUUUAAUUGAAUCGUCGCCAUUUUUAUUGAGUGUGCUAAUGGCGAACUGCGUUUGUGUCUGUCCUGAAAGGGGUUUUGGUGAAGUUGGGAGAUGUGUGUGUGUGUGUGUGUGUGGGUGAUGGGGAAGGCCAUGCUUUUGGACAAGUAUUUUACACCCUGGAAAUGCCAAGAACUGUAGUUAAAAUGGACCAAGUUGUGAUUUGUUCAUCACCUCUGUGGUAUUUUCACCGAAAGAAAUCUCUGUUCAUUUUCAACUGUUGACGCCCAAGCGCUACUGAGAAGGGAAAUGCUUGAGUGAGUGUGACUGACUGACUGACUGACCGACUGUCUGAUAAUCUCUGCACUUUGGCCGCAUGGACAAUAAAAAACAUGAUAGUUCAAAAACACA
This is a messenger RNA of Anguilla rostrata (American eel), 2455 nucleotides long. RefSeq names its product cytidine and dCMP deaminase domain containing 1 (gene cdadc1). Bases 124 to 1680 code for a protein of 518 amino acids. Lineage: Eukaryota; Metazoa; Chordata; Actinopteri; Anguilliformes; Anguillidae. The record is from RefSeq and is a predicted model, not a curated record. Gene Ontology annotation, cellular component: cytoplasm. Gene Ontology annotation, molecular function: hydrolase activity; zinc ion binding. The transcript has 9 exons.